Suillus fuscotomentosus is the source of this 369-nucleotide messenger RNA. RefSeq lists its product as uncharacterized. The coding region runs from base 1 to 369 and encodes 122 amino acids. The transcript is spliced from 2 exons. NCBI's taxonomy places the organism in Eukaryota, Fungi, Basidiomycota, Agaricomycetes, Boletales, Suillaceae. The record is from RefSeq and is a predicted model, not a curated record.
AUGGGUUGGGGAAGACCACACUCAGUAUCAAAGUUGACAUGGUAUCAACACCUUCAGCAGGCUGGUACAGAGGAGGAGGGGGCGAGAGAUCAUAUCAUAGACAACACUAUCCAGGAUCUCUUCCCUCCAGAACAGCAAGACGAUCAAAGUGCAGCUUCUGGCUCCUCCCCGCCUCCCAGUUCUCGUCGCGCAGCCCCAAUACAGACACUUGCCAAACGAGCGCGCGAGAAUACAGACACGAGACAUAUUGGACGCCGAAAAAGGGCUCAAACUACCUCGAUGGACCAGUCGCAACCGAGUCAACAGAGCCACUACUCGGAUGAUACGGAUAUCACAAUGGGUGAGACAAGUGCAGUUGUGAAUAGUUAG